CAGAUAGCUAAGUGUCAGAGGACUUCCUUUCUCGACGCUGCGCGGAAGUUUUCGCGUCGGAUUCACCGGCGCUGUGGCUCUGCGGGUUUCGAACAGCGCCCGGUUUUACUCGGCACGGUUAUGGCGCAACGGGAAGCGUGAAGACUUGACCCCCGUCUCUCCGCGUAGCGUCUGGCGUGCACCCCGUCACCCAUCACGCGUAUUAGCUUAGUCAUUACUGUACAGUCGCGGGCCAGCAUUCCAUUUGGGCCCUUUGAUUGCUGAUUUGCUUGGGGGCAAGUGUGUCUCAAGGCUUUCACGUACGUAGAAAUUGGCAUCAACUUGCUAUUUUGCCCCUUGAACUUGGGGACCGGAGGGCCUCUGGCCCGGGUGUGAGACGCAUAUGGAUGCGAGGACGUGCUGACUGUUGACGGCCAGUGUGUGUGUGUGUGUGUGUGUGUUUAUACGUACUAGGCCUCAGUCAGCCUUCCCAGCAUUGCGGACAUAACCCACGCCUGUCAAAACCUGCCCGAUUUGGCGGCGACACCUCGUCGUUGCCACAGAGUUGUUGGAAAUCGACGUUCCGGUUUUCCCCCCUAUUUUGCAGCUUGCGUUAAGCGAAUGUGCCCACGCAGCCAAUCGCCGUCAUUCGAUAUCGGUGUCAUUCAGCGUGGACCUGCCUCGGCUAUGGACGCUGUCGUACGGCUCAGCUACCGGCGGCCGAGCCGACCCGGCGGAACAGUGAAGAGUGUGAGGCGGCUCUUAAGAUCCUCUUCCCCACAUGUGUGAUAACGUCUUCUGGACUUUUACGUGGACUACUUUGUGUUCAACGCCGAAUACGGUCAGUACGCGCGGCAUGUAGUUGCGCGGUGUCGCGGAACGUGACGGCUAUUUGAAAGUUGCACGGCUGGCGGACGGCAGCAAAACUCAAGAAGAUAUGGCGGAUCCAGAUUUGGAUUUCCAGACAGGCGAUGCUGGGGCAUCCGCCACCUACCCCAUGCAGUGCUCCGCCCUGCGCAAAAAUGGCUAUGUGGUGCUUAAAGGCCGACCCUGCAAGAUUGUUGAGAUGUCAACCUCCAAGACUGGCAAGCACGGUCACGCUAAGGUGCAUCUGGUUGGUAUCGACAUCUUCUCUGGCAAGAAGUAUGAAGAUAUCUGCCCCUCCACCCACAACAUGGAUGUCCCAAACAUCAAGCGAAUGGAUUACCAGCUGAUUGAAAUUACAGAUGGCUACCUGUCCCUGCUUCAGGACUCUGGCGAUGUGAGAGAGGACCUCAAACUUCCUGAAGGAGAACUGGGCAAAGAGAUCGAGAGCAAGUUUGAAGCCGGAGACGAGAUGAUGAUCACUGUUCUACAUGCAAUGGCGGAAGAGGCUGCAAUUGCCAUCAAAGCCAUAGGGAAAUAAGGCACUGCAGGGGAAAACAAGAUGCACUGGACCUGGGGAAAAGGAAGGGAAUAUUGCCUCGUCAAUGCUAUUCUCCCUCUUUUUUUCUUUAUUUUUGUCUUUUGUUUUCGUAUUCUCUCUCCCACUCUGUACUUUCUGACCCUUCCUUGGGUUUCAAUUAGAGAGGAAAUUAAAAGUACAGGAAAUGGAAAAACUGUUACAAAAAAAAAAACCUUUCUAUGUACAUGCACAUAUAAUACCAAAUCCAAGACUCAUCCAAGUUGUACAGAUUUAACAAUAACAAAAACAAGAACGGGGUAGACGGGGGGGGGGGGGUCUUCUUUAAGAAAUGGUUGCCAAUGACCUAAUAGGUCUAUGUACAUUCAGCAGUUAACCUACAAUCUGAAAAGGUGGUGCAAGUGUCAACAUUUUUUCCUUCUCACUUUUUAAUAAAGCGAUUCCCCUGA
Messenger RNA from Lampris incognitus (smalleye Pacific opah), 1830 nucleotides. Its product is annotated as eukaryotic translation initiation factor 5A-1. Gene Ontology annotation, biological process: positive regulation of translational termination; positive regulation of translational elongation. The record is from RefSeq and is a predicted model, not a curated record. Gene Ontology annotation, molecular function: RNA binding; ribosome binding; translation elongation factor activity. The transcript is spliced from 6 exons. NCBI's taxonomy places the organism in Eukaryota, Metazoa, Chordata, Actinopteri, Lampriformes, Lampridae. Bases 917 to 1384 code for a protein of 155 amino acids.